GCCAAUAGAAAUAUCUUGCUUUUAUUUUGAUAAUACAACCUAACACAAUAAGUCGCGUCAUCACCAAUAUAUUCUAAGUCCAAGCAUUUGGAAACUUUCGACAGAUUUUGAUAUCAUUUUGAGUUCUAUACUGCACAACAAAGUCAAAAUUUGUGAAGAGAACAUACAAUAACGAUAGUUAAAGCGAACGACGUCAAGAAAUACCUGGAUAUCCUUAGGUGUAUUUGAAUAACGUCUCUGGAUUCAAGCGAAGCUGGUUGGAAUAUAAAAUAUACAUCAAUACGCUCCCAACUGGAAAACGUCAUAUACUCCACAACUCAUCUAUAGGUAUUUUCUCACGCAGUCGGACAGAAACUACCCGAAAUAAUGGCGUUCGACGACAUAAUCAACGAGCCCUGGUUCAUCGGUACGGUUGCUGGGGUUGGUGCUUUAAUCUUAAUUCUUAUCGUGGUCAUCAUAAUCCUCUGCUGUUUAUGGUUCAGAAAAAAAAAGCAAUUAGAUGAAAAGCGGCCGGAUGGCGAACACCACGACCGAGAAAGGGAUUCCGGUACCACUACGCCAUCUUCAUACCAGGAAAUGACAGAAGCACAGAAUUGGACUAUGGUGCAGCAGAAUGGAGUUGCCUCAGUCCCGGGCCAGGGCUUCAACCAAUACAAUGCGGGCUCAUCUUUGGUCGGAAUGAACGAAGAAAUGAGACCAAAUGGCGGUCCUUCAUCGCGCACUUCAUCGCACAAACAGACAUACUACAAAACGGGGAUUGGAAAAACUUUAGAACAAAAUCAAAAUAUUGACGCUUUUGAACGAAAAAUCAGCAACGCUAGCGAGUCCAGCCGAGUGGCGUAUCGUGGAGGAGUCUACUCUUCUGGACACUUUGAAAGAGACAGUGACGUCAGGGAAUCCGCGCGUUCAAAUCAAUCGUUCCAAAAACCAAGACUCGCAAAUAUCCAGGUCUCUCAGUCCAAGCAGUCUGAGUCCAGUGUCAAUACUUCGUAUCCCGCAAAUAAUCGUGUUUAUUUGCCCGAAAGAAGUGAUUCUACGCGAUCAACACGAACAAGUUUUUACAAAAAGACCAAUUACAACCAGCCUUACAGGAUUCCGGAAGAAGAUUACUCCGGCAUUCAAAUGUCUAGCGAAGAAGAGAGGUAUUCAUGGAGAGCGCCCGCGCAGACUCAAACAAGCGCAAGACAAGCCCAUGAGAGUCUACAUCGCUUGAGUGACGGAAAAGUGAAAAAUCUCACCGAGAGAUUCCAAACUACCGAAGUGAGCACGGCUGGUGAAACGGCAGUGACGUCAAGAAGUGCCAUGGAAAACGAGUUGAGGGAACAAAUUGCAGGACGACGCAAUUAUCAAAAAUCAGAGGGUGUUCCAAUUUCCCCUCAUCGCGGCUCACGUGGAUAUCAGUACCCUCAAACUGAUCUUGGGGACGCGUCAGCUAACUGGCAAGGAAAAAGUGGCAAGGGUACAAUAGAAACUCGAGUGAAACGGAUUAAAAAGGUCGGUGCUAUCUCGGUAUUUCCCGAUUAACUAUAAAUACAACAAUUACUUAUUGCGUGGGCUUUUUGUGGCUUGCCCAGUUUUUGCGCAUGCUCGAAUGCGUACUCAAGAUGACUAGAAAUUAAAAAAAACACUAUAUAAGCCUUUCCGAGGUUGAGGAAAAAUCUAGGUCGAGUUGCCGUUGCAGUGCAUUGUGGGGCUGUUUUAGUUGACAUGUUUCCAGAUGGCGUCUAUUUCAUCCUUUAAAGACAGCACCACAAAGCACUGCAAUGAAAACUUGACUCACCUUGUUUCUUAACCUCAGAACGGCCAAUAUGAACUCCUUGCACUAAAUCCCGAAGGUCAAAACGAUGACAAAUAUUAAAAUCAAAAAAGAGUCCAACCCUCAAGAGAAAGGAAAUUCUUUUGCUUUGACUUCCAGAUGGUAGCCAUGACAGUAGGGCACAAAAAUAGAGUCAUUUUUCCUUGGGAAACUAAAUCGGAUUACACCAGAUUUCAGUUGUUUGAUUCGGUUGUUUCUUGGACGAUACAGCGGCCCUCUUGCAAGGAGGCAAGACAAAACAAAGAUGACGGAAAAUAUAUAAAGUUCCGUGUGUUUGUUUUCGUAAAAGUAAUCGAUGUGCAGUCUUAAUUCGUCUUUUAUUGUAUUCCCUUGUGGUGAGCUGUUAAUAUCAAUCGACGUCAUCACUGUAACAAACAAGCUUUAUUUGCCCCCUGGAGGCCCCAUAAUGCCUUGCGAUCAAGAUAGGCGCCGUAUUGUCGAAGUAGUCCAUUUCACGGCAGCCAUGUUGUGGAGCAUAAAAAUAGAAAUUUUCUCCUAGGAAAUGAAAUCUUGCAUUAUUUCUGCCUUUCAUCAUUGCUGACGCGAAACCCAUCUAUCCAUCUAUAUGCCUUAGCAACCAAUAAAUUAUUCAAAAUUGAUUAAAAUCCAGCAAAAAAUCGAAGAAUAUUAUCCAUUAGGCUGUAAAUAGAACACAUCAUUCUCUUGAAGCUGGAUGAUUUUUUAGUUGUAUCCAUCUGUCUUCUCGUGCACAACCGUUAAACAAAGUGAUGGUACUCUAGGGAAUGACACGUGGUUUGAAAUGGGAAAAUUACACCAUAGCUUAAGAGGUCUAUCAAACAAAAUAAUACCGGAAUAUACUCGAAACAUGUUUAGAAGUAAUGUUUUCCCAUUUUAAACCUUGUGAAUAAGAUUCCUAGUUUAAGUCGUUUCCAGCUUGAUAUAUCUUUGGGAGAUACACUUAGAGAAAGAAAAGAAAGUAUACUCAAGGGAAUGACACGUGGUUGGACUAAAACAGGAAAACUUUGCCCGGGUUAAAAUAAGAAAUAUAUAUAGAUCGAUAAUAAAGUAAAAGGUUUACAUUAUAAAUAAUUUGUUUAAUAAACUUAUCGUAACCCAUAAUCUCA
This is a messenger RNA of Actinia tenebrosa (Australian red waratah sea anemone), 2901 nucleotides long. RefSeq lists its product as uncharacterized. The record is from RefSeq and is a predicted model, not a curated record. NCBI's taxonomy places the organism in Eukaryota, Metazoa, Cnidaria, Anthozoa, Actiniaria, Actiniidae.